AUGGGUCUCGCCGGCUGUGAGCUCGCGGUCGACUGUCAUCUCGCCUCUCCGACUGCAGUCGUGAGAACAUAUCAAGUCGAGACUCCGAACGAGACCUACUGCUGCUUGGCCGCCUCGACGAUGGCCGAGCAGCCUCUAAUAAUCGCCCAUCCCUAUCUGUACGAUGUGAGCGAUCUCGACUUUCAGACCGUCGAGAAUGGCCAUGGUGACGGUCGUCCCGAUCAAGAGCUGGAUAGUCUCGGUCACGACGGGACCGAUAACUGGAAGCACUAG
Messenger RNA from Lithohypha guttulata, 273 nucleotides. RefSeq lists its product as uncharacterized. Lineage: Eukaryota; Fungi; Ascomycota; Eurotiomycetes; Chaetothyriales; Trichomeriaceae. The record is from RefSeq and is a predicted model, not a curated record. The coding region runs from base 1 to 273 and encodes 90 amino acids. The transcript has a single exon.